GAACAAAACAAAGAAAAAAACAUUGUUCGAAGCUUAUGAUCAUCAUCAUCAUUUAACAUCAACAAUAACGGUGUAAAAAUAAAUGUCGAUUGUUGAUGAUUGCGGUGGUGGUGUUCGCUAUGUUGAUCGACAUUCACAAAUGAUCAUCAUCGAUAAUCAUCGUCAUAGUCGUAGCCAUUCACAUUCAAAUUCAAGACAAUCAUCAUCAUUAUUAAUGUUUCAAAAUUAUCAUCCAAUGAUGAUGAAUGAUAAUAAUGGACAACAACAACAACAACAAAUCAAUUAUGAACGACAAAGACGAAGACAAUCUGGACAAAUACUUGAAACACAAUUAGAUGAUGAUAAUUAUAAUGAUGAUAAUUAUGAUCAUUAUUCAAAUGAAAAUCAACAAUCAUCAUCAACAAUAAUCAUUAAUAAUGAACCAAGAUAUUAUAAUGAAAAUUUUGAUUCUGAAUGUCCAACAACAACAUCAAUGGAACAUCAAUUACAAGAAAUUGAUCCUAUUAUCGAUAAUCAAAUGAUGUUAAUAUAUCCAUCUGAUGAUAUUGUUGAUAAUGAUGAAUAUCUUAUGCAACAACAACAACAACAACAACAACAAGAAGUUGGUAUUUAUGGUUGGCGUAAAAAAUUCCUAUACAUUUUAUUAGCCAUCAAUAUUGUUAUGGUUGGCAUUAAUUUUGCAUUAGCUUUUUGGAUUAUUUCGGUUCUUGGAUUUUCUACGAACGGUAUCGGUCCAAUUGAUUUUGGAUCAAUCGAUACAACAACCAUAUCGAAUAAUAAUGAUCAAAUAAUUCGUAUACAUGGUUCAACUGUAUUCGAAAAAUUAUUAUUUGCACGUCAUUUACGUUCAUGGCCAAAUGAUGAAUUACGAAUGACAACGAAAAAUGGUGAUCUAAUAUUUCGAUCAUUAUCAAAUGAUUCAUCUUCGACCAAUGAAAAUCGAUUGAUCAUUUCGAAUGAUAAAAUUACAUUGAUUACCGAUCAUUUUGAAGUUUAUGAUCGAAAAAAUUCGUUGAUGUUUGCUUUGGAUUCCGAACCAACCGAUCAAACACGAACAACAAGACAAACGAUUAAUCAAUCUGAAUCUAAAUCUGAACAACAACAACAACAACAACAGAUAACAAUUCGAUCGAAUGCAAUCAAAUUUUUAAAUGAUAAUAAUAAUAAUUUAAAUCUACCAUUAUCAUUACAAACACCAUCAAUAAUCAAUACGAUCAAUGAUGAAUUACGUUUAUAUUCACCACAAAGUCGUGUUUUGUUACGUGGACCACAAUCAUUAUAUUUAGAAUCAAAAUUGGGUGAUAUUUCUAUUGUUACCUAUGAUGAUUUACGUUUACAAUCAAAUGCUGGUCGUAUUACAUUCGAUAGUCGUUCUAUUUAUAUGCGACAUUUAUGGACCGAUAAUACAACCAAAACAUUGAUUGGAAAUCAAACAUUAAUGGAUCAGGAUCAGGAUGAUGAAUCAACAUUAUUAUUUAAGAAACCAAUCGUAUAUCAAGUAUGUGUUUGUUCAAAAUCUGGACGAUUAUUUUUAGCAAAUGCUAAUCAACCUUGUCAAGUGAAAUCAUAUCGUGAUUGUCGAUGAUAAUUAAUGAUUAUAAGGAUUAUUAUAAAAAAAAAUUUUUAUUUAAAU
Molecule: messenger RNA, 1633 nt
Organism: Dermatophagoides pteronyssinus (European house dust mite)
Lineage: Eukaryota; Metazoa; Arthropoda; Arachnida; Sarcoptiformes; Pyroglyphidae
Product: delta-sarcoglycan-like
Cellular component (GO): sarcoglycan complex; membrane
Source: RefSeq, a predicted model, not a curated record